Messenger RNA from Nerophis lumbriciformis (worm pipefish), 732 nucleotides. Lineage: Eukaryota; Metazoa; Chordata; Actinopteri; Syngnathiformes; Syngnathidae. The record is from RefSeq and is a predicted model, not a curated record.
AUGAAGGAAAGACGCCCUUGUCAGAAACUCUCCGUGAAAUCCGCCAUGGAUCCUAGUCCGAGUGUUAAGUGUAAAAUUGUGGUGGUGGGAGAUAGCCAGUGCGGGAAGACGGCGCUUCUUCACGUGUUUGCCAAGGACUGUUUUCCUGAGAGUUAUGUGCCCACUGUGUUUGAAAACUACACGGCCAGUUUUGAAAUCGACACACAAAGGAUUGAACUCAGCCUAUGGGACACUUCAGGGUCUCCAUACUAUGACAAUGUGAGGCCUCUUUCGUAUCCAGAUUCUGACGCCGUACUCAUCUGCUUUGACAUCAGUCGACCCGAAACGCUGGACAGCGUACUGAAAAAGUGGAAAGGGGAGAUCCUGGAGUUUUGCCCCAACACCAAGAUCCUCUUAGUUGGCUGUAAAUCAGACCUGCGUACUGACCUGAACACGCUAGUCGAACUCUCCAACCAUCGGCAGACACCCGUGUCCUAUGAUCAGGGUUCCAGCAUGGCCAAGCAGAUCUCGGCGCCGUACAUCGAGUGCUCGUCUCAGCAAUCCGAGAACAGCGUGCGGGACAUUUUCCACGUGGCCACGCUGGCCUGCGUCAACAAAAACGGUAAAAAUGUCAAGCGCAGCAAAACCGCCCGAGCCAGCAAGAGGAUUUCGCAUAUGCCCGGCAGGCCCGACCUGGCGGCCGUAGCAUCGGACAUCCGAAAGGACAAAGCCAGAAGUUGCUGUGUCAUGUGA